GUGCUGACAAGGCUGGGGAGACGCUGCAGUUCCCGCUGAGCCCGGCUGGGGCCGAAGGCCUUUGCAGAGGAUGAGGAUCCUUGCCAGCCCUGGAAUGUCUUCGCUGCUCUCCCUCGUGAACGUCCUCUCCGUGCUGCUCAUGGACUGCCUUGCUGAAAGUCCCCCUGUGUUCAUUAAAAAGCCUGUGGACCAGAUUGGUGUGUCAGGAGGGGUGGCCUCCUUCGUGUGCCAAGCCACUGGAGACCCGAAGCCAAGGGUCACCUGGAACAAGAAAGGGAAGAAAGUGAACUCUCAGAGGUUCGAGACCAUCGAAUUUGAUGAAAGUGCAGGUGCUGUUCUGAGGAUCCAGCCCCUCCGGACCCCCCGGGACGAGAACAUUUACGAAUGUGUAGCUCAGAACCCUCAUGGGGAGGUCACUGUGCACGCCAAGCUCACCGUGCUCCGAGAGGACCAGCUCCCUCCUGGCUUCCCCAACAUCGACAUGGGGCCGCAGCUGAAGGUGGUGGAGCGCACUCGCACGGCCACCAUGCUGUGCGCGGCCAGCGGCAACCCCGACCCCGAGAUCACCUGGUUCAAGGAUUUCCUGCCCGUCGACCCCAGCGCCAGCAACGGCAGAAUCAAACAGCUGAGAUCAGGUGGGCUGCAGAUCGAGAGCAGCGAGGAGACGGACCAGGGCAAGUACGAGUGCGUGGCCAGCAACAGCGCCGGGGUGCGCUACUCGUCCCCCGCUAACCUUUACGUGAGAGUUCGCCGUGUGGCCCCUCGCUUCUCCAUCCUCCCUGUCAGCCAUGAAAUCAUGCCCGGGGGCAACGUCAACAUCACCUGUGUGGCCGUGGGGUCCCCCAUGCCCUACGUGAAGUGGAUGCAGGGAGCAGAGGACCUGACCCCCGAGGAUGACAUGCCCGUGGGCAGGAACGUCCUGGAGCUCACGGAUGUCAAGGACUCUGCCAACUACACCUGCGUGGCCAUGUCCAGCCUGGGAGUCAUUGAGGCCGUUGCCCAGAUCACGGUGAAAUCACUUCCCAAGGCUCCUGGGACACCAGUGGUGACGGAGACAACAGCAACGAGUAUCACCAUCACCUGGGACUCUGGAAAUCCAGACCCCGUGUCCUACUAUGUCAUUGAGUACAAGUCCAAGAGCCAGGACGGACCGUACCAGAUCAAGGAGGACAUCACCACCACACGCUACAGCAUCGGGGGGCUCAGCCCCAACUCCGAGUACGAGAUCUGGGUCUCUGCAGUCAACAGCAUCGGGCAGGGUCCCCCCAGUGAGUCGGUGGUCACCCGCACUGGGGAACAAGCCCCCGCCAGCGCCCCCCGCAACGUGCAGGGUCGCAUGCUGAGCAGCACCACCAUGAUCAUCCAGUGGGAGGAACCCGUGGAGCCCAACGGGCAGAUCCGGGGCUACCGAGUCUAUUACACCAUGGAGCCCGACCAGCCCGUCAGCAACUGGCAGAAGCACAACGUGGAUGACAGCCUGCUGACCACCGUGGGCAGCCUGCUGGAGGACGAGACCUACACCGUGAGAGUGCUGGCCUUCACCUCCGUGGGGGACGGGCCCCUGUCCGACCCCAUCCAGGUUAAAACGCAGCAGGGAGUUCCCGGGCAGCCGAUGAACUUCCGAGCUGAGGCCAAGACCGAGACCAGCAUUGUGCUGUCGUGGAGCCCCCCACGGCAGGAGAUCAUUGUCAAGUACGAGCUGCUCUACAGGGAAGGAGAGCACAGCAAGGAGGUGCUGAAGAACUUCGAGCCCACGACGUCGUUCACGGUGGAAGGCCUGAAGCCCAACACUGAGUACGUGUUCCGGCUGGCCGCCCGCUCGGCCCUGGGGCUGGGGGCCUUCACCCCGGAGCUCCGAGAGCGCACCUUGCAGUCCAAACCGUCUGCCCCCCCUCAAGAUGUAAAAUGUGUCAGCACUCGCUCCACCGCCAUUCUGGUAAGUUGGCGGCCACCUCCGGCCGAGAGCCAGAACGGCGUCCUGGCCGGCUACAGCGUCCACUAUCGAGCGCUGGACUCGGAGGACACGGAGCUAAAGGAGGUGAAUGAUAUCCCCCCAACCACCAGUCAGAUCCUGCUGGAGUCCCUGGACAAGUGGACCGAGUACCGCGUCACCGUGGUGGCUCACACGGAGGUGGGGCCGGGCCCGGAGAGCUCGCCGGUCAUCGUCCGCACGGAUGAGGAUGUGCCCAGCGCCCCCCCGCGCAAGGUGGAGGUGGAGGUGCUCAACUCGACGGCCAUCCAGGUGUUCUGGCGCUCGCCGGUGCCGAGCCGGCAGCACGGCCAGAUCCGCGGCUACCAGGUGCACUACGUGCGCAUGGAGAACGGCGAGGCCAGGGGGCUGCCCCACAUCAAGGACAUCAUGCUGGCCGACGCCCAGGAAAUGAUCAUUGCUGGGCUCCAGCCUGAGACUGCCUAUUCCAUCACCGUGGCCGCCUACACCAUGAAGGGAGAUGGUGCUCGCAGCAAACCCAAAGUGGUCACCACCAAGGGUGCAGUCCCAGGGAAGCCCAUCCUGUCUGUGCACCAGACGGAGGAGAACACUCUGCUGGUGAAGUGGGAGCCCCCGCUGGGCGCCGAGGGCCAGGUGCUGGGCUACCGCCUGCAGUUCGGCCGCAAGGACGUGGAGCCCCUGGCCACGCUGGAGUUCUCAGCCCUGGAGGAUAAAUACAUCGCUGCCAGCAUCCACAAGGGAGCCACGUACGUGUUCAAGCUGGCCGUGAAGAGCCGGGCCGGCUUUGGGGAGGAAGCUGUGCAGGAACUCACCACCCCCGAAGACAUCCCCAAGGGCUACCCCCAGAUCCUGGAGGCCAGCAACGUCACGGCCAUGUCGGUGCAGUUUGGCUGGCUGCCCCCCGUGCUGGCCGAGCGCAACGGAGCCAUCGUCAAGUACACCGUGGCGUACCGGGAAGCCGGUUCUCCCGGGAACCUGCUGGAAAAAGAGCUGCCCCCCUCCCCAGAGAACUCGUACACCCUCAACGGCCUCAAACCCAACACCGCCUACGAUGUUAAAAUCCGUGCUCACACCAGUAAAGGCCCCGGGCCCUACAGCCCGACCGUCCAGUAUCGGACGUUCCAGCUGGACCAAGUUUUACCCAAAAACUUCAAGGUGAAGAUGGUGACAAAGACAUCUGUCCUUCUGAGCUGGGAGUUCCCUGAGAAUUACAACUCUCCUACCCCCUACAAGAUCCAGUACAACGGGCUGCACGUGGACGUGGACGGACGAACCACCAAGAAACUCAUCACCCACCUGAGGCCCCGCACCUUCUACAACUUCGUGCUGAUGAACCAGGGCAACAGCAUGGGGGGGCUGCAGCAGAACGUGGCAGCCUGGACUGCUGCUGACAUGUUGUCCAAGAAGCCAGAGGUGACCCACAAGCCUGACGCUGAUGGCAAUGUGGUGGUGAUUCUCCCUGACGUGAAGAGCUCUGUGCCUGUCCAAGCUUUCUACAUUGUGGUGGUGCCUCUGAGGAAGUCCCGGGGAGGACAAUUCCUCAACCCCCUGGGCAGCCCUGAGGAGAUGGACCUGGAGGAGCUGGUCCAGGACAUCGCGCGGCUGCGGCGCCGGAGCCUGCGGCACUCGCGGCAGCUGGAGCUCCCCAAGCCCUACAUCGCCGCCCGCUUCCGCUCGCUGCCCUCCCACUUCAUCCUGGGGGACAUGAAACACUACGACAACUUCGAGAACAGAGCCCUGGAGCCGGGACAGAAAUACGUGCUCUUCAUCCUGGCCGUGCUGCAGGAGCCCGAGGCUACCUAUGCUGCCAGUCCCUUCUCUGACCCCAUCCAGCUGGACAACCCUGACCCCCAGCCCAUCAUCGAUGGUGAGGAGGGGCUCAUCUGGGUCAUCGGGCCCGUCCUGGCCGUGGUCUUCAUCAUCUGCAUCGUCAUCGCCAUCCUGCUCUACAAAAACAAACCAGACAGCAAACGGAAAGAUUCAGAGCCACGGACCAAGUGCCUCCUGAACAACGCUGAAAUCGCCCCCCACCACCCCAAGGACCCCGUGGAAAUGAGGAGAAUCAACUUCCAGACUCCGGGUAUGCUCAGCCACCCACCCAUCCCUGUUUCCGAGCUGGCUGAACACACAGAGCAUCUCAAAGCUAAUGAUAACCUGAAAUUAUCCCAAGAGUAUGAGUCCAUCGACCCUGGCCAGCAGUUCACCUGGGAGCACUCCAACCUGGAGGUGAACAAGCCCAAGAACCGCUACGCCAACGUGAUCGCCUACGACCACUCGCGGGUGAUCCUGCUGCCCAUCGAAGGGAUUGUGGGCAGUGAUUACAUCAAUGCCAACUACAUCGACGGGUACCGGAAGCAGAACGCCUACAUCGCCACCCAGGGACCCCUGCCAGAGACCUUCGGGGACUUCUGGAGGAUGGUGUGGGAGCAGCGCUCAGCCACCAUUGUCAUGAUGACUAAGCUGGAGGAGAAAUCACGGAUAAAGUGCGACCAGUACUGGCCAGGCCGAGGUGCAGACACCUACGGGAUGAUCCAGGUGACCCUGCUGGACACCAUCGAACUGGCCACGUUCUGCGUGCGGACGUUCUCCCUGCACAAGAACGGCUCCAGCGAGAAGCGCGAGGUGCGGCAGUUCCAGUUCACAGCGUGGCCCGACCACGGCGUGCCCGAGUACCCCACGCCCUUCCUGGCCUUCCUCAGGAGGGUGAAAACCUGCAACCCCCCGGAUGCUGGGCCCAUCGUGGUGCACUGCAGGUACAGCUCCCUUCCCCUGGGAGGGAGGCUGUGGGUUUACCUGGGGACAGGGACGGCUCUGAGCCAGAGGUGGAUUCCCAGGCAGAACCUGAGAAGGAAACCUGGGGGAUUCCAUUGGCCACAGCAUUUCCUGAGACGCCUCGCCAACUCCAAGGCCCACACCUCGCGUUUCAUCAGCGCCAACCUGCCCUGCAACAAGUUCAAGAACCGCCUGGUGAACAUCAUGCCCUACGAGAGCACCCGCGUGUGCCUGCAGCCCAUCCGCGGCGUCGAGGGCUCCGAUUACAUCAACGCCAGCUUCAUCGACGGCUACAGGAAGCAGAAAGCCUACAUAGCCACACAGGGGCCACUGGCCGAGACCACCGAGGAUUUCUGGAGGAUGCUCUGGGAAAACAACUCCACCAUCGUCGUGAUGCUGACAAAGCUUCGCGAGAUGGGGCGGGAGAAGUGCCAUCAGUACUGGCCCGCGGAGCGCUCGGCACGGUACCAGUACUUCGUCGUGGACCCCAUGGCUGAGUACAACAUGCCCCAGUACAUCCUGAGGGAGUUCAAGGUCACAGAUGCCAGGGAUGGUCAGUCACGAACGGUUCGUCAGUUCCAGUUCACUGACUGGCCAGAACAAGGUGUGCCAAAAUCAGGAGAAGGUUUUAUCGACUUCAUUGGGCAGGUACACAAGACCAAGGAGCAGUUUGGCCAGGAUGGCCCCAUCUCUGUCCACUGCAGUGCUGGCGUGGGCAGGACCGGGGUGUUCAUCACCCUGAGCAUCGUGCUGGAGCGGAUGCGCUACGAGGGCGUUGUAGAUAUUUUCCAGACAGUGAAGAUGCUGCGAACACAACGACCUGCAAUGGUGCAAACAGAGGAUGAAUACCAGUUCUGUUACCAGGCAGCUCUGGAGUAUCUGGGAAGUUUUGAUCACUAUGCAACAUAAAAAGCCAUCGUUGUGCAGACUCUACCAACCACUUCAGUCCUGGAAGGCCUCUUCUGACCCAGGAGGAGAGCUUGAACUUACAAAACUGACUCAGAAGAAGAACCUUUUCAUCUGGACAGUGCAUCGGGAGCAGGGGGGAGGAUUGGAAGGAACACCCCUUGGGGAACUCCAAGUUGUGACCUGGCCCUGCAGGGGCAGCUCGGGAGGGCUGCUCAGAACUGCUCUGGAACCUCAGGAGGUGUUUGCUGGGGAGGACAGAUGGACACGGGGACACUGAUCCAAAAGCUCCGACACACCUUGGGAACUGUUUCUGCUGGAGAAGGGAAGGAAAAACCGACUUUGGUUACAUCAUUAGAGUUCAGUUUCUUUACUAAUAUAGUUGGCAGUCUUUAAAGGAAGUCACUUGCAGAAUUGAAGGUGUUCUGUGAAAGAAAAGGAAGAAAUCUCAACACUUAGGCAAACUUAGGGUCAGGAGUUCUUCUAGCUGGAGUCUUAAUAACCUCAGUAUCAGCAUUGGGAUGAUUCUGGGCUUGCAGGCACCUUGCAAACAGCAUUCACGGGAUGCCCCUGCCACGCCAGAGGUUUUAUAGCUCACAUUUUGAAUACUUGGAACAUUCCUCAUUUCUUCUAAUUCCAAAAUUUAUUUUUUAGGAUAUUUAAAAGGCUAGAGAAAGAGCGAGAGUGACAACCCCCAGAGCUGGCUGUGGGGGGCAGCCCCUCCCCUUGCUGGGGGCUGGGGUCUCUGGGGGUUCCUGGGCCCCUUCCCAGCACAUCUGGCUUUCCUUGGAGCAGGGUGGGAGGAAAUGCAGCCCCUUGCCCAGGCUC
This is a messenger RNA of Sturnus vulgaris (Common starling), 6457 nucleotides long. The record is from RefSeq and is a predicted model, not a curated record. NCBI's taxonomy places the organism in Eukaryota, Metazoa, Chordata, Aves, Passeriformes, Sturnidae.